Cajanus cajan (pigeon pea) is the source of this 1930-nucleotide messenger RNA. Its product is annotated as CMP-sialic acid transporter 3. Gene Ontology annotation, molecular function: pyrimidine nucleotide-sugar transmembrane transporter activity. Gene Ontology annotation, cellular component: Golgi membrane. Lineage: Eukaryota; Viridiplantae; Streptophyta; Magnoliopsida; Fabales; Fabaceae. The record is from RefSeq and is a predicted model, not a curated record. Gene Ontology annotation, biological process: pyrimidine nucleotide-sugar transmembrane transport.
ACAUAGCCUUUUCAUUUUCCUCUCAAAACCAAACGCACUCUCUCUUUUCUCUCUCUCUCUCUCUCUCUCUCCCAAUUUAAACUUUCAAACGCCCAAACAGAGUGAAUUCAGAUUCAGAUUCGGAAUCGGACUCCAUUUGUCUUUUGAAAUUCGCACGCACGCUCUUCUCUCUGUUCAGCCACUUCCAAUCCCUUGCCGCAGCUGCAGAUCAAAUCGACUUUCACCUGAAUGCUCCUUCUGGACUCGAUUUAGAUCGAGUUCUUCAUACUCUGAUAGUGUGGGAGGAUAUACAUGAAGAACGGGAUGAUAGAAUGCAGUGUUUGCCAUUCCAAAUUGGUUUCCCCAUCCGCCAAAACUAUUUCAAGGGCUUAUGAUCGCCACAAAAGUAGGAUAUCAUCCAAGCAACGUGCACUCAAUGUCUUUUUGGUUGUUGGAGAUUGUAUUCUAGUUGGUUUCCAGCCUAUCCUUGUCUAUAUGUCCAAGGUGGAUGGGAAAUUCAAUUUUAGCCCAAUUAGUGUUAAUUUUUUGACUGAGGUUACAAAGGUUUUCUUUGCUAUUGUUAUGCUUCUUAUCCAGGCUAGGAAUCAAAAAGUUGGGGAGAAGCCUCUCCUCUCACUUUCUACAUUUAUGCAGGCAGCUCGUAACAAUGUCCUUCUGGCAGUUCCUGCACUUCUGUAUGCUAUAAACAACUAUCUGAAGUUUAUCAUGCAGCUGUAUUUUAAUCCUGCUACUGUGAAGAUGUUAAGUAAUUUGAAGGUUUUAGUAAUAGCACUUUUGUUAAAGGUGAUUAUGAAGCGCCGGUUUUCCAUCAUUCAGUGGGAAGCGCUUGCUCUAUUGCUUAUUGGUAUAAGUGUUAAUCAACUAAGAUCUUUACCUGAAGGAACUACAGCUUUGGGUCUUCCUGUCACGAUGGGUGCAUAUCUCUAUACAUUGAUCUUUGUCACCGUUCCAUCAAUGGCCUCUGUUUAUAAUGAGUAUGCUUUGAAGAGCCAAUAUGAUACUAGCAUUUAUCUGCAGAACUUAUUCUUAUAUGGAUAUGGAGCUAUAUUCAAUUUUCUUGGGAUACUUGGGACUGCUAUUGUCAAAGGGCCGAGCAGCUUUGAUAUCCUACAAGGUCACUCAAAAGCCACAAUGUUAUUGAUUGCAAACAAUGCUGCCCAAGGGAUUUUAUCUUCUUUCUUCUUCAAAUAUGCAGAUACAAUUUUGAAGAAGUACUCAUCAACGGUAGCAACAAUCUUUACUGGCAUAGCAUCUGCUGUACUAUUUGGACAUACUUUAACAAUGAACUUCGUUAUUGGCAUUUCUAUUGUAUUCAUCUCAAUGCAUCAGUUCUUUUCACCACUUUCAAAAGUUAAAGAUGAACAGAAUGGUGUGCUGGAACUGCAUGAUGUUCAUGACAGACAAAGGUCAAAGGAAUCCUUUAUAAAUAUGGCAGCUGGAGCAAAUGAGGAGGCUACUCAUCGUGUGGGACAUGACGAGAGACAGCCACUUCUCCCCACCUAGAUUUAUCUACUGAAUUUUCAAUUUUUUUUGGUAACAUUGGACACCCCACACAGUUUAAAGUCAAAAUAAAGUUUAAAAAGAAAGUUAUUUUUGCCUUUCUGGGUUAGCUUUCCUCUGAUGGGAUUCUCUGUACUUGGUUCAUGAAGAAAGGCAUGAAAUCUUGACUUCAGGAGCUGCUGAAGAUUUUGAUAGAGCGUAGAGAAUGGCUUCGCAAGAGCUUUUGGCAUAUCAAUGUGGAUUUUCUUGUACUACAUUUUUUCUUUUUUUAUCUUGGGACAUUUUAUCUCUUUUUUAAUUGUUUCCUGGUAUAUUUACCCCAUCUUGUUCUAGAACUAUCGUGUUAUUAUUUACAUUUAUUACAUGAUUUUGCCAUUUCAUCUUUAUGAGAUUACAGAUAAAUAAACAAAUUGAAUUCCGUUGUAGAUAA